UUGUACGACGCUUUCCCUCCCUGCAAAACCGAGUUAAGACACUUGAAACAUUUGAAAAAUAAAGCCGAAAAUACAUUGAAAUUGAUACAAAACUCAAAUCUUUGCGUCUUUAGGUCGUUUCGAAAUAAAUUUGGGUGCAUGCUCUGUCCGUUGAAAUACCCAGUCUUCAGUGAUUUGAGGGAACACUACAGCACGCAUAGAAACACUAAAUGGCUCUCGUCAAUCGUCCGCAAACUACGCGGAAUAAAUUGUAAAAAUGCAGAAGUAACAAAUCUAAAAUGCAACAAGUGUUCAGAAAACUGCAACAAUCUGACAGAAUUAAUUGAACAUUUAAAAAGUAAACACGAAAUUUCAUUACGUGGAACAGAGCAUUAUUUAGUGCCAUACAAAUUGCAAGAUGGCGGCCCUUACCAAUGUCAGCUGUGCGAUGAAAAAUUAAAAUCUUACAUGAAAUUAACUAUUCAUAUGAAUAGCCAUUUUCCGAAUAAUGUUUGUGAGAUUUGCGGGCAGUCUUUUAUGAACCGCCGGAGUCUAAGCAUGCACGUUCAAUGUCAGCACAAAGAAAAGAAAUGCACGAAAUGUCCUGCCGUUUUUUUGACAAAUGGAUCCCGUAUCAAGCAUAUGAGACAAGCUCACGGGAUAAGAAACUCUAAACGUUACUGCAAUUUAUGCAAUAAGCAUUUUCCUUACGCUUACAUGGUUGACGAACAUAAGAUAAAGGAACAUGGCUUCAAAAGACCUAUUUGUAAUUGCCCGGAAUGCGGCAAAACGUUUAGUAAGCCGUUGAAUUUGAAAACUCAUAUUCGUAGCGUGCAUAGGAAGGAACGGAAUUAUCCGUGUCCGAAGUGCGAAUUGCGGUUCUUUACGAGUUGCGAUAAGAAACGCCAUGAAAAAACUCAUGAAGAGUUAAGAUCGUUUUGCUGUACUUAUUGUGUUAGUAAGUUUAAGAGUAAAGAUUCGUGGAGAAGGCAUUUGAGGAGACAACAUGGGCAUGUGUUCAGCGGCUUAACAUUGAGUAAAAGUGACUGUAUUGAAUGAGUCGGAACUGCGGACUACCUAGCGGGUUUAUCAGAGCUCCGGCUAGAAAAGCAGGAGUAGGAACGGGGUGGUUUUCAGUCAGUAAGAGUCUGACACUCCCUCUCGCCUCGCCCAAGACGCGAGAAGACAUUGGAUGAUUUUCCCCUCAUAAAAAAAAGCAUUGAAUGAGAUUCGUCAACGUUUUGGUCGAUAGAAAUAAUAUCUACCAAGGCUUGAGUAAAUAUACAGGGUUAAAGGGUAAGUCGACCUAAAUCCUUUAAGACGUAAUAGUUUACAUCAUUCCUGACUGAUUUGACCAUGGGACCCCAUAUCCCAAACUUAACCGUUUUCAAAUUAUCGGCAUUUUAACUUUUUUGAUAAAAUUUCCCAUUUUUUUGGCUAUUUCUCCCUUGUUUUGUCUUUGGUGGCUAAAUUUUGUUUUGUUUUUGCUUUUUUGUGUAGUAGAUUAGUUGCUUUAUUAUUUAGAAAACUAAAACUGUAAAUAACUGUACCAACUGAGUCGUAGCAGACGAUCGAAUGUUAAAAAAGUAAAUAAAUUUGUGAUAAGUUGUUUUUCUUUAUAAGAUAUUUAAAAAAAAGUCUAUGACAACUGUUCUGCAAAUGUGCGUUAAAAUAUCUACAAUUCUUCAGCUUUCUGAUAAGGUAUAACAUGAUAGGGAAUAAUUUGAAUUCUUUGCCAAAACAUCGAUGAAGUACUACAAGGUAGUAGUAAUAAGAAUAUCGAUAUUUAGGCUUCAAAUUUAACUUGAGUCAGAUAACAAAAUAAAACAAACUGGUUCACUUCACUUCAGAAGGAGUGUCAGGGAGUGGCUUUUUUUUUUGAGUGGAGAAAAUCAUCCAAUGACUUCUCCCACCUUGGGCGAGGCGAGAGGAAGUGUCAGACUCUUACUGACUAAAAACCACCCUGUUCCUUCUCCUGCUUUUCGAGCCGGAGCCCCGGUAAACCCGCUAGGUAGUCCGCAGCUCCGGAUCAGGCAUCAGCCCUACUGGGCUCCAUCUGUGGUGGUCUGAUGGCUCUUUGAGGCGCGCGCGGAACGCUACGCGUCGCACGCACGGGUCUGGUUCUGUUCGGGCGGUGAGCUACCCUUGCUCGCCGUCCGCAGGCCCGCACUGGACACUAAUUAUCCCAAUAAGUGGAUCGGGAGAGGCGGACCUGUACCGUGGCCAGCUAGAAGUUCAGACCUGACCCCUAUGGAUUUUUAUGUGUGCGCCUCAAAGAGCCAUCAGACCACCAUAGAUGGGGCCCAGUAGGGCUGAUGCCUGAUCCGGAGCUGCGGACUACCUAGCGGGUUUACCGGGGCUCCGGCUCGAAAAGCAGGAGAAGGAACAGGGUGGUUUUUAGUCAGUAAGAGUCUGACACUCCCUCUCGCCUCGCCCAAGGUGGGAGAAGACAUUGGAUGAUUUUCUCCACUCAAAAAAAAAGCCACUCCCUGACACUCCUUCUGAAGUGAAGUGAACCAGUUUGUUUUAUUUUGUUAUCUGACUCAAGUUAAAUUUGAAGCUUAAAUAUCGAUAUUCUUAUUACUACCUUGUAGUACUUCAUCGAUGUUU
This is a messenger RNA of Spodoptera frugiperda (fall armyworm), 2589 nucleotides long. Its product is annotated as zinc finger protein 93-like. The record is from RefSeq and is a predicted model, not a curated record. The annotation marks the transcript as partial. NCBI's taxonomy places the organism in Eukaryota, Metazoa, Arthropoda, Insecta, Lepidoptera, Noctuidae. The transcript has a single exon.